Messenger RNA from Cajanus cajan (pigeon pea), 1849 nucleotides. Its product is annotated as geraniol 8-hydroxylase. Gene Ontology annotation, molecular function: iron ion binding; oxidoreductase activity, acting on paired donors, with incorporation or reduction of molecular oxygen; heme binding. NCBI's taxonomy places the organism in Eukaryota, Viridiplantae, Streptophyta, Magnoliopsida, Fabales, Fabaceae. The record is from RefSeq and is a predicted model, not a curated record.
UAUCCUUAAAAACGAGAUAUUAUAUUAAACCAUAAUACCACGCCAUAGUAUAUAGGUUCAAUCUCGGCCGAAGAAACUACCAUCAUCAUCAUCAUGAUCAUGGACAUGGACAUGGACAUGGAGCUUCACAUCUUGCUUUUACUCCUGACACUUAUAGUGCUCAUCACCCGCUUCAUUCUGAACCGCCACGCUAGGAAAAACCAACCCCCCGGUCCAACCGGCCUCCCCAUAAUCGGAAACCUCCACCAACUGGGCCCCAAACCCCACUGCACGCUCUCCUCGCUGGCCCAAACCCACGGCCCAAUCAUGUCUCUGCGUCUGGGCUCCGUCACCACGGUGGUGGCCUCCUCCCCGGGGACGGCCCAAGAGAUCCUCCAAAAGAACGACCAAGCCUUCGCGAGGCGGCUCAUCCCGGAAUCCGUGGCGGCCCAGCCCAACGUGGGCGACACCCUGGCGUGGGCCCCCGCGGACCCAAGGUGGCGGCACCGGCGGCGCGUCUGCACCACAGAGAUCUUCACGGCCCAACGGCUGGACCUGCUGCAGCACCUGCGGCAGCGCAAAGUGCAGGAAAUGGUGGAGCACCUCCGGAAGCAAGCUUUGAGCGGAAACGUGGUUGACAUAGGUGAAGUGGCGUUCGCGACGAUGCUGAAUCUUGUUUCGAACACGGUGUUCUCGGAGGACUUGGUGGACCCGGAGUUCGAGAGUGCCGGCGAGUUCAAGGAGGUUGUGAGGAGGAUCAUGGAGGACGCCGGCAGGGUUAACAUCUCCGACUACUUUCCGUUGCUCAAGAGGUUUGACUUGCAGGGCGUGAAGCGACACGUGGCGGUUUCUUACGCCAGGUUGCAUCACAUUUUCGACCUCAUCAUAAGGAAACGUGUCGGGGAAAGGGAGAGAGAGCCUUCCGGUCCCGCAAAGGGGGAUUUCUUGGAUGUCUUGCUUGAUCAUUGUCACCAAGGGGACCCCUCCCAUUUCACCCUCCAAACCAUCAAGCCUUUGAUUCUCGAUUUGUUCAUUGCGGGAAGUGACACUUCGGGAUCAACAUCAGAAUGGGCAAUGGCAGAGCUUCUACGCAACCCAAAAGUGAUGCAGAAGGCAAGAGAGGAGCUGAUCCAAGUGAUAGGGAGCUCCAAGGAAGUAAAAGAAUCGGACAUUCCAAGGCUUCCAUACAUCCAAGCAAUUGUAAAAGAAACCCUUCGCCUCCAUCCAUCGGCUCCCCUUCUCUUGCCCUACGUUGCAGGAGAAGAUGUUGAAGUGAGUGGCUACACCAUUCACAAAGGGAACCAAGUCCUCAUCAAUGCAUGGUCUAUUGGGAGGAACCCCCAGUUUUGGGAGGAUCCCUUGUUGUUUGAGCCUGAAAGGUUUCUUAGGUCAAACGUGGAUUUCAAGGGCAGGGAUUUCGAGUAUUUACCUUUUGGUGCAGGUAGGAGAAUUUGCCCUGGCUUGCCACUUGCUAAUAGGAUGAUUACUUUGAUGUUGGCUGCGUUACUGCACUCUUUUCAGUGGAAGCUUCCUCCGGGUGUCACUCCUCAAACGCUUGACAUGACUGAGCAGUAUGGAAUCACGUUGAAGAAACUCACUCCUCUUUCUGCUAUUCCAAUUUCACUGUGAAUUACAUGCAAAUGUAUUGAAACCAAGUCCAUGGAAUUUAAACCAAGACGUUUUAUGCUUAAUAUUACUGUUACUGUUACUUAAUCAAUAGUCGUUUGAGUUAGAAUCUUAGAUACAAUGCUAUGUUAGAUACUAUGAUGAGAGAGAACUUUACUGUUUCUCGUGGUUGUACUCAACUUGAACAAAAAUGUAUUUGAUAGAGAAUAUGUAUGCAUGUGGCCGUAUAGAAAAAAAAAAAAAA